UACUUCACAAGAGAAGCUCUCUUGUUAAAACAAAUCCAUUUACUUCAACUCCAUUGUUUCUCCCACUCCUUAUCUUGCAUUAUUCUUCAACCCCUACUUCCUUCGACAAAAUCAAAAUGCCUUCCCUCGACCGAGAGCUAGAAAUAGCCCUCCCUAACCUACCCUUCUCGGGGAUGUUCACACGCGAAAACCUUCCAGCUGCGCGACAAUUUGCAGAGAGCGCAAGCACUGUUGAUUCGAUAUUAGCCGUCUCUCCAUCCAUCACCCACGAGGAACGAACAAAAUCCGGGCCGCGCGGGGACAUUCCAAUUUCCAUCCUCCAAUCAUCCACUAGCAAAGACAACCGCAAAAGACCAUGCAUCAUCUACCUACACUGAGGAGGCAUGAUCAUGGGCAACCGUUUCAAGGGAGCGACUAUUCCCGCCGCAUGGGUGCCCGAUUUUGAAGCAGUCUGUGUGCUAGUAGAGUACCGACUAGCACCAGAAAACCCCGCCCCGGCCGGGGUGGAAGACUGCUACGCAGUUCUGAAAUGGACCAGCCAAAACGCAGACUCGCUGGGCAUUGAUCCCAGCCGCAUAAUAAUCGUCGGUUCAUCAGCGGGUGGCGGUCUCACAGCCGGGACAGCCCUUCUCGCACGAGACCACGGUGGCCCUGACGUUCACGCUCAGCUGCUGCUCGCGGCCAUGUUGGAUGAUCGCCAUAGGACGGUGUCGGCGAUGCAGUACGGUGACCAGCUGCCGUGGACGCAUGGGGUUGGCGAAAUGGCUUGGGAGUGUGCUCUUGAAAGAAGAGAAAUGAGAGAUGAGAGUCUGAGCAUCUACGCGGUACCUGGGCGCGCAGAGGAUCUGUCCAAUUUGCCCCAAACUUAUAUUGAUGUUGGCUCGGCUGAGGUAUUUCGGGAUGAGAGCAUUACAUAUGCGUCCGGUGUACUCGCUUCCGGGGGCCUGGUGCUUUUCAUGGAUCGAAUUUAUGGGUUCCUGAAGCUGCUCUUUCAAAAGCUGGCGCUAAGGCGAGGGACGAUUGGAUCGCUCGUAUGAUGAAAUAAUAAAUGUAGAGCUUGUAGAGACUGGGUUUCAAGAACACUUGAAACUUGACAUUGAUAUCUCACGCUCUGGUGUUCUGUACCACCAUGGAUCGUAAUUAUGAAUCAGCUGUUUUCCUGGAUGUGUAUGACUCGCUGUAUAGAUCAGCAGUUUCAAUAAUCAUAAUAAGGUAUCCGUCAGGAUAGCAUGAGAGAAGCAGGCAAGAAACUGGUGAUACAAAGAAAACGGGGGGAAAGAAAAAAAAAAAA
Molecule: messenger RNA, 1291 nt
Organism: Aspergillus caelatus
Lineage: Eukaryota; Fungi; Ascomycota; Eurotiomycetes; Eurotiales; Aspergillaceae
Product: alpha/beta hydrolase
Exons: 1
Coding region: 384-1037 (217 amino acids)
Molecular function (GO): hydrolase activity
Source: RefSeq, a predicted model, not a curated record